Hyla sarda is the source of this 1181-nucleotide messenger RNA. Its product is annotated as regulatory-associated protein of mTOR-like. Gene Ontology annotation, biological process: positive regulation of cell growth; TORC1 signaling; cellular response to amino acid stimulus. Gene Ontology annotation, molecular function: protein-macromolecule adaptor activity. The record is from RefSeq and is a predicted model, not a curated record. Gene Ontology annotation, cellular component: cytoplasm; TORC1 complex. The transcript has 8 exons. Bases 174 to 1181 code for a protein of 335 amino acids. Lineage: Eukaryota; Metazoa; Chordata; Amphibia; Anura; Hylidae.
CCUCCCUCCCCGCGUUGGUUUGUCCCCCUCCCCUCCAGCUUUGGUUUGUCCCUCUCCGGCCGCCGUGCCGCAGUGCAUGCUGGGUCCUCCCAAUAUGGCGGCGUCCGUCUCCCUGCGCUGAGGAGAUUUCCGUGCUCGGUUUUGAGGGCAGAGGAGGCGCGCGGAUCCCCGGGAUGUCUCUGCAGGGCCCGGUCCCCGGCCUCGGAGACGAUGAGGAGACGGAGCUGAGUGACUGGGGCCUCCCGGCGGCCUUCAUGAAGAAGCGGCAUCUGGAGAAGAUCGAGGGCUGCAAGUCCCUGGCGCAGAGCUGGAGGAUGAAGGAUCGGAUGAAAACGGUCAGUGUGGCCCUUGUGUUGUGUCUGAAUGUUGGAGUUGACCCACCAGAUGUGGUGAAGACGACCCCUUGUGCCCGUCUAGAAUGUUGGAUUGAUCCUCUGGCGAUGGGUCCCCAAAAAGCGUUGGAAACCAUUGGUGCCAACCUGCAGAAGCAAUAUGAGAACUGGCAGCCACGGGCACGAUACAAGCAGAGUCUGGACCCCACGGUGGAUGAAGUGAAGAAGCUCUGCACCUCCCUGAGGAGGAACGCCAAGGAGGAGCGGGUCCUGUUCCACUACAAUGGACACGGAGUUCCUCGGCCCACGGUCAACGGAGAGAUUUGGGUUUUCAAUAAGAAUUACACCCAGUACAUCCCGCUCUCCAUAUAUGACCUGCAGACGUGGAUGGGGAGCCCCUCCAUAUUCGUGUACGACUGCUCCAACGCCGGACUCAUCGUCAAGUCCUUCAAGCAGUUUGCUCUGCAGAGGGAACAGGAGCUGGAGGUCGCUGCUAUUAAUCCCAGUCACCCCCUGGCUCAGAUGCCUCUACCGCCAUCUAUGAAGAACUGUAUCCAGCUGGCUGCCUGUGAUGCCGAGGAGCUGUUACCUAUGAACCCCGACCUUCCUGCCGACCUCUUCACCUCCUGCCUCACGACCCCCAUCAAGAUAGCGCUGAGGUGGUUUUGUAUGCAGAAAAGUAUCAAGCUGGUGCCCGGCGUCACCCUGGACCUCAUCGAGAAGAUUCCCGGCCGAUUGAACGACAGACGAACGCCGCUCGGAGAACUGAACUGGAUCUUCACGGCCAUCACUGACACUAUAGCCUGGAACGUUCUACCGCGAGGUACGGGGGGUGGACUGUGCUGCUGA